AUGUUGUCUCAGAAGAAUAACGUUCCGAGGUUUUUGGAUCGCUAGUCCAACAGAACAGAAUAUUCAUCUAAUCCGACAGUGAGUUGUGAACAUGCAAUUCCGAAAGUUAUAGAGAAAUCUGACGUGAAUGGACGCUCUUCUCUCUCAUCGAGAAAUAAGUUUAUUGACGGACUGUUGCUUUCUGGCUACCUUGAGAAGACACAAAUAACGAGAAUGAAUAUUUAAUGGAAAAUUUUCCCGUGUAAUGCAUCGUUCUGCAGGAUUAUUCUUCAUCCGGACGCUGAAAAGCCUAUCCAAGAGGAAUAUAUCGUCACUCAUUCUACGGCCGGCUACUCGAAAUUCGUCCCCCUUUUCGCUCUAGUUCUCAAGAAGAGGAUAUUCAACCAGUUUGACAGUGAGUUUUGUAUAUUCAUUCCUUGACGACUUAAGUCAGCUUGGGCACUUUUUCUCCAUCUAGCGUGUUUAAAAUAGAUCAAUAAAUUAUAGUCCUGCAGGACUCAAUCUUUCCGCGAAAGGAGCCUUUCCAAGACAACUUCAGCGAGGAUUCGCUGACGCAUCGUCGACAAGAUUUUUGAAAGGUUUGAAAACUCCUUUUCUUUGAAAAAAAUUUUUUUAAUCCCUUCCCCAUUCAGGCAAAAAAAUUUCAAAUAAAAAAAGAUAAAAAAAUAACAUUUUUUUGAAAAAAAAUCUUCAUCCAAUGAUUGAUGCGAUUUCACCUAAAUCUCAUUUCCAGGAGUUCACACGUGGGGGAGCUUCAGCCGGAGUGAGAAUAAAAUAUGACCAGUGCCCAUCGAAAAAGGACAAAUCGUGAAUUUCGAUGAGAAAGGGAGAAGCUCUGAAAAAAGGCUGACCUCGUUCAUGAGAGAACGAAAUGAAGUUCAGGUGAGAUUUACCGUUUAUAGAAAUUAUUCAUCUCUGAAAUUCUUCUCGGAUAUCUAUCGGAAAAGUUUUCUAGAGAUGAUGGCCUGUUCAAUGGCAAAAUAUCGUCACUCAUUCUACGGCCGGCUACUCGAAAUUCGUCGCCCUUUUCGCUCUAGUUCUCAAGAAGAGGAGAUUCAUUCAAUUCUACAGUGA
Messenger RNA from Caenorhabditis auriculariae, 1074 nucleotides. The record is from the annotation of a GenBank genome assembly. NCBI's taxonomy places the organism in Eukaryota, Metazoa, Nematoda, Chromadorea, Rhabditida, Rhabditidae.